This is a messenger RNA of Penicillium nucicola, 2244 nucleotides long. RefSeq lists its product as uncharacterized. Gene Ontology annotation, molecular function: flavin adenine dinucleotide binding; long-chain-alcohol oxidase activity. Bases 1 to 2244 code for a protein of 747 amino acids. The record is from RefSeq and is a predicted model, not a curated record. NCBI's taxonomy places the organism in Eukaryota, Fungi, Ascomycota, Eurotiomycetes, Eurotiales, Aspergillaceae. The transcript is spliced from 2 exons.
AUGUCCCUUGAAACAACUACCCCCAAAGUGAUCCCGCUACCUCCAGCGCCCUCCGAUGACUACUUCUCGGAGUUGCAAUGGAAGACACUAUUCGCUCUGGCCGAUGCUGUCAUCCCCUCUAUCCACAAUGCUGCAACAACCAAAUCAUCGUCCAAAAAAGUCAUCACAGAUGCAGAGUGGAAUUCAACCGUUUCCAACCUGUCUAACAUGAUCGGUGGGCCCGAUGCCACAAAGAUCGCAACUCAGUAUCUACAUGAGGAUGUGUCUUCGAAUCCAGUCUUCCGCGGUAUCGUGGUACGCACCUUGGGCAACUAUGUGCACGACGAGGGACGGAACGGGUUCGGCGCGAUUAUGAAUGCGCUAAACACCCGCGCGGGCUCAUUAAUCUUGACCGGCUCAACAACUCCCAUCCAGGACCAAUCGAUUGAAUUUCGGGAGAGAAUUUUCCGCGGAUGGGAGACUUCGCGAUUGCCUCCAAUGCGUAAGGUCUACCGAGGACUCUCUGCCAUUGUAAAGAAAUCCUGGGCUAUGAGCAGCCCGACCAUCGGAUCUGUUCUGGGUUUCCCACGAGUUCCUGUCCACGGAAAGCCGGCUGACGGCUUUGAAUAUGAAUUUUUGCAAUUUCCCCCAGGUAACGAGCUGGAAACAAUCGAGACGGAUGUUGUUAUCAUCGGAAGUGGCUGCGGUGGAAGUGUAACAGCUAAGAAUCUGGCCGAAGCAGGUCAUCGCGUGCUAGUUGUCGAAAAGUCCUAUUCUUACCCGUCCAGCGUGUUCCCCAUGGAACCAAGUGAGGGUUACACUAAUAUGUUCGAAAGUGGAGGUGCUGUCUUCAGCGACGAUAGUACCAUGGCAGUUCUUGCAGGUUCUACCUGGGGAGGUGGUGGCACCGUGAACUGGUCCGCCGCUUUACAAACCCAGGGAUAUGUCAGACAGGAAUGGGCCGAUACCGGUCUGCCCUUUUUCACCUCUCUCGACUUUCAGAGGAGUCUCGAUCGCGUCUGUGACCGUAUGGGCGUUAAUACCGAAAAUGUGCAGCAUAACCAGCAGAACAAUGUCAUCUUGGAGGGUGCGCGAAAGCUGGGCUAUGCAGCCAAUACGGUACCUCAAAAUACUGGACACGGUGAGCACUAUUGCGGGUACUGCACGCUGGGAUGCCACUCAACAGGCAAGAAAGGCCCAACAGAAUCAUUUCUCGCAGAUGCAGCCCAGGCCGGUGCUACAUUCAUGGAAGGGUUUCAGGCCGACAAGGUGCUAUUUACCAAGGUCAAUAAUAAGCAGGUUGCUUCCGGUGUCGAAGGAGUUUGGAAAUCGCGGGAUUUCUACUUGGGACUCAGCGGUCCCGGCGUUGUUCAACGCAGAAUCAUUAUCAAGGCUAAAAAAGUCGUUGUGUCGGCUGGCACCUUGCAAAGUCCUCUACUGUUGCUGCGCAGUGGUCUGAAGAAUUCUCAGAUUGGUCGUAAUCUCUAUCUCCAUCCAGUCAUCGGGGGUGGUGCUAUCUUUGACAAAGACACCCGCCCUUGGGAAGGCUCUGCAUUGACAACGGUGGUGAACGAGUUCGAAGAUCUUGAUGGAAAUGGACAUGGCGCGAAGAUUGAGUCGGCAUCAAUGUUGCCCUCCGUUUUCAACCCACUAUUCCCCUGGCGAGGAGGACUGGAGUACAAGUUGUGGGCGGCCAAUAUGCGCCGCACCACCAGCUUUAUUACACUGACUAAAGAGCGCGACCCUGGGCGUGUAUAUCCCGAUCCCAUCGAUGGAAGAGUUCGCGUGGAUUACACCAUAUCAGCAUUUGACCGCAAGCACAUUGUGGAGGCCCUAAUCGCUAGCGCCAAGAUUGCCUUCAUUUCGGGCGCCAAUGAAUUCCACACAACCUACCGCGACCUCGAUCCCUUCAUCCGGCCUGAAGCCUCUGAUCCAAAUGCCCCCGAGGGCACCAAUGACGCAGCCUUGCAAAAUUGGAUUGCAGAGCUUCGUCGGAAGUCGCCUUUGAAUCCCGAGCGUGGCUUAUUCGCCAGUGCACACCAGAUGGGAACCUGUCGUAUGGGCGAAUCCCCCAAGUCAAGCGUUGUGGACCCGACCUGUCAAGUCUGGGGUGCAGACGGCUUAUACGUUGUUGAUGCCUCAGUGUUCCCCAGCGCAAGCGGUGUAAAUCCCAUGGUCACCAAUAUGGCUAUUGCAGAUUGGGCCAGUCGAAACCUCGCAGAGAAAUUGGGAUCAGUCCCAGGUGCCGUCAUGGCUCGACUGUGA